AUGAAUGGCAAAGGCUGCAACCUGUCCCUCUUGGUUUCCCCCUCCAGUGUACCCCAAUCUCUGGGCACCAUAUCUGGCCAGCAGGUAUCUCACUUACGGGGGCAUGCUGGCAAUUCCUGGUCAUCUCUGAACCAUGGCAUCUCGAGCCCUCGCAGCAAAACAGGCAAUGGAGUAGGCCAUGGAUCUGUGGCCCCGGAAAGCAAGGGUACUUUGCCAGCCCUGAGUCUUCGCAGGCAGGUUCUGACCAAUGGGAAGCAUCAGGGGACCUUCAGCGUCUCACAGUCCCCCUGGCAACAAAUGUCAUCGGUUCCUGUGCCACCCAGCCAUUCCAGUAGAGGGAGAUUGAAUGGCCCACAAGGUGUCAAAGGUUCUCCAUCAUUGGUGGACAAUAGAAACCUAAUGGGACAGGGUGACAGAUCAAACCUGCAAGUGACAAGCAGUGCUAUGGUGGUACAGAGUCUGAGCCCAGUGUCUCCAGCAACUAUUCACACCCCUGCCUCACACUGCUCUCUUCCCUCAGUGGGUUUUGUUGUGCCCUUCACAGAUGCCAGGUCUCUGCUGUCCAGAGAGUCCCUGGCUUCCACCAACCUCAGCAUAGCAGAAAGCCAGUCCAUUCGCAGCAGCAAACUUGACUGGCCUUAUUGCUAUCGUGUCCUGCCACCACUGGGGCAGCAGAGCACUUCCAGUCAGACAGCUGAAGGAACAGAGCUUCUAAACCUUCCUCCUGGUUCCUCCAUGUCUGGAGCCACCAGCAUCUCCAACGCAGCUUCACUCCCUGCUUAUCUGUUUAAGGACGACGCCAACAGCCCAUACUAUUCUGGCCGAUCCAAAAAGAGAGCACUGUCAAUCUCACCUCUGUCUGACAGCAUCGGCAUUGACUUGAACUCCAUUAUCCGGACGUCACCAACCUCCUUGGUUGCCUAUAUCAUUGGUUCCCAGAGUUCUCCAGCCUCUCAGCCUACGCCUUCACCACUGCAGUCUGAGGUAUAUGGGCACCUAUUAGGAGUCAGGGGGAAUUGUAUUCCCAAUCCCCACUUUGCUUAUCCAAGUCCUAAACCCAGUUCCACGCUCAGCCAGCUUUCUGACAGAGUAAGUGCCUGCAUGCAGAGGCUAGAACAAGCGGGUAGACAUGACAGCCACACCGGAGGAACUAAUUUGGUAGUGGAGCAUCAGCUUGUGCCAGGGCAGGAACUCAUGAUAAGCCAAAGAUCAGCGGGAGAAAAUGUCCCUGAUGGCAGCCUGGAGGGCUCUACAUAUGUUCAGUUUGAAAUUUCAGCCAUCGUCAGGACUCCCAGCCCUCCCAGCGGACCUCCGCCACCGUAUCACUCCCACCAUGUACACCGACCACCAGGUGGUCACCUGGCAUGCACUCAGAACUCUGCAGAUCCACACUUUCUGCAUCCGGCAGAUAGGUCAUGUGGUCGACCCCUGGCACUUUGCCCGAUGGUAGAGGAGGAAGAAGGGGAGAUUGAUGAUUUUAACGGGGGUCACUGUUGCCACUGGUUAGACUGUAGCGCCACUUACAGCCACCAAGAGGAGCUGGUAAAGCACAUUGAGAAGCUGCACAUCGACCAGCGUAAAGGAGAGGACUUCAUCUGCUUUUGGGCAGGAUGCCCCAGAAGAAACAAGCCAUUUAAUGCUCGCUACAAACUCCUAAUCCACAUGAGGGUACACUCUGGCGAGAAACCCAACAGAUGCACGUUUGAAGGUUGUCAGAAGGCGUUUUCACGUCUGGAAAACCUCAAGAUCCACCUACGGAGUCACACUGGAGAGAAACCCUACAUAUGUCAGCACCCGGGCUGUCAAAAAGCUUUCAGCAAUUCCAGCGACCGGGCCAAGCACCAGCGAACGCACCUCGACACGAAACCCUACGCUUGUCAGAUCCAAGGGUGCCAGAAGCGCUACACGGAUCCUAGCUCGUUACGGAAGCACGUCAAAUCACAUUCCAGUAAAGAACAGCAGGCCAGGAAGAAGCUGAGAUCCAGCACUGAGCUCUACCAAGACAGACUUUCUGAGUGUUUAACCAUCCAGCCUCUGCAGCACAGCCAGUCGACUCUGGACCUGAUCGAGAGCAAGUUGGGCCAUUCGCCUAUUCUGCCCGCAGACGUGUAUACAGGUGUUUUCUCCAUUGACCAUUCCACUCAGGUCACUACUGGUCAGGUUCAUCACUCUGAUGGCGACUCUCAUCUUCCACUGCCCACACUACCUCCAACUAACAGCAGGUUUGAUGCUCCUCAUGCACAGCAGUCAGUCCACCAUUCACAGGUCCCUCAUUCACACCACCACAUGGUGGCAGCACAAAAGAACAACAUACUUCCCGGGUACACCGUCCAUCCUACAUUAUCCAUCCCUCCUCACCAGGAAAGUUUCCCUAGUCAAACGCUGUGCUCGCCCUCGUAUGAUGACUUGCUUCAGACCGCAAAGCAGAUGGCUGCCUGUUCCAUGAUGCAGAUCCCAGUGUUUGAGAACAGUCUAAGUUCCUCAGUCCCAGUUCAGCAGGAACCUGAUCUGAUCCACACAUCUUUAUCAAGUCUCACAGUGUUCGACUCACAGGGCAGAUCUGAAGAAUCCUUGGUGAAUCAGGAGCUUUCAGUGCCAGAAGAUAACUACCUUCACAUACACACCAUGGACCGAUGA
This is a messenger RNA of Trichomycterus rosablanca, 2637 nucleotides long. It is a transcript of the gene glis3, whose product is annotated as GLIS family zinc finger 3. Bases 1 to 2637 code for a protein of 878 amino acids. Gene Ontology annotation, cellular component: nucleus. Gene Ontology annotation, biological process: regulation of transcription by RNA polymerase II. The transcript has 10 exons. Gene Ontology annotation, molecular function: RNA polymerase II cis-regulatory region sequence-specific DNA binding; DNA-binding transcription factor activity, RNA polymerase II-specific. NCBI's taxonomy places the organism in Eukaryota, Metazoa, Chordata, Actinopteri, Siluriformes, Trichomycteridae. The record is from RefSeq and is a predicted model, not a curated record.